AGGUGUCUCUCCGGCUGUCUGGCUGUAAACACUUUUUCAAAAUGCUACUUCUCCUACAGUUUUGGUUUGAUUUUAAUAAAUGAUAGCUAUAGUGCAUACUUACUUAUUAUUCAAAAUCAGGGUCCUUUUCAGGAUAUAGCAUACAUGAUUAUUAAACUUGUUGCACUAAAGUUAUCAGAUGUUUGUGAAUUCAGAAAACUGCAAAACAGGAUACAUGUUCAUACUUAAACUAAUUACAGGUUCAAUGUUUCAUCAAACAAAUCAUGUUGCUCCGGGAUCGAGCUUAUAAAAUAGCAGCUGUACACGAAUUCACUAGCAUUUUCUUUUGGCCCUGUUGAAAGAGUUCUUCAAAAUAAUAUUCUCAUUACGAUGCAGAGUGACGAUGUGAAAAGAGAUUCCGACGUAGAGUACAGCGGUCACAGGCGUUGGUUUCAUUCAAGCUACACGGGAUCGGCGCUUCAAGGAGGGUACGAGGCAGACGGCAAACCACUAUAUGUCGUCGCCGCCUACAUUAUGGCCACGUUUACACCUGGAAAAUACGGCCAUCAUCUUAGUGGAGCCUGUAUUCCGUAUGGUGGUGAAGAAAGGGUUUGUGAAGACUUCUACGUUCUGACCACUCACAAUAGUCCAUGGAUAUAUAGCUGGGAGCACGCCUCCAACGGAAACGUCCCCCACAACGCUGUAAGGGCGGAUGAGGGGAAGGACAGUUAUGGUGAAGGGCUGUACAUUGGUCGUGUCCAUCAUGAGGGGAGUCUUAUUCCGUGUAAAGUUCAUAGAUCGCACAAAUGUGCUUUCUUUGGUUAUCAUUGGAAAGAAUACAAAGCCAAGGAGUAUGAGGUGCUCGUCUGCACAUUGAAGUCUGGUCAGGCAGGGGAAGGGGAGGAGGGGGAGGGGCAGAAAGAGGUCAAGGAAUAG
Molecule: messenger RNA, 915 nt
Organism: Saccostrea cuccullata (small rock oyster)
Lineage: Eukaryota; Metazoa; Mollusca; Bivalvia; Ostreida; Ostreidae
Exons: 2
Coding region: 370-915 (181 amino acids)
Source: RefSeq, a predicted model, not a curated record